Molecule: messenger RNA, 2654 nt
Organism: Hibiscus syriacus
Lineage: Eukaryota; Viridiplantae; Streptophyta; Magnoliopsida; Malvales; Malvaceae
Product: transcriptional repressor ILP1-like
Biological process (GO): mRNA splicing, via spliceosome
Cellular component (GO): nucleus
Molecular function (GO): DNA binding
Source: RefSeq, a predicted model, not a curated record
CUCAGUUUCGCUGACGAUGAGAACGAGGAAGAAACAACCAAGUCAUCCUCAAAUAGGAACAGAGAUAAAGAGAGGAGAAAACCUGUUUCCUCUCGGUUCCCCAAACCCUCAUCUUCCCACAAGAUUACACCGUGAAAGACCGCAAAAACCCUUCUUCUUCUUUACCUUCCAAUGUCCAACCCCAAGCUGGUACUUACACAAAAGAAGCAUUACUUGAGCUCCAAAAGAAUACGCGCACCCUUGCUGCCCCUUCCUCACGCGCUACCUCCGUUGCAUCUGAUCCUAAGAUUGUUCUUAAAGGCCUUCUCAAACCCCAAUCCCAAAGUUUAAACUCCCAGGAAGAGAAUGUCCCCCAACAGAAACUUGAUAAAGACGACACGGAGUCUAGGUUGGCAUGAUGGCGAUUGGUAAAGAAGUGGAUUUAGAUUCUUCGGCUUUUCCUGACCAGGCAACUAUUGAUGCUAUCAAGGCGAAGAAGGACCGGGCUCGAAAGUCUUUUGGAAGGCCUCCUGAUUAUAUAUCAUUGGAUGGUGGGAGUAAUCAUGGCGGUAUGGAGGAGUUAAGUGAUGAGGAGGAACCAGAGUUCCGAGGGUGUUUCGGUGAAACUGGGAAGAAGGGUGUAUUUGAGAUUGUUGAAGAGAGAGCAAUGGGUGUAGUUUCGGGGAAAGAUGAGAUCCAUGACGAGGAUAAUGAUGAUGAGGAAGAGAAGUUGUGGGAAGAAGAGCAAUUCCGAAAAGGAUUGGGGAAGAGGUUGGAUGAUAGUUCGAAUCGGGUCGUAAUUAGUAGCAGUACCACUGCUGGAGUUGCUAUGGUUCAUAAUAUGCCUCAGCAACACCAGAAAACGUUUGGGUAUUCGACAAUGGCUUCAUAUGGUUCGGUGGCGCUGAGUGUGUCGCAGGCUCCGCCUUCAAGCAUUGAUGGAGCAGCUGGGGCUUCUCAAGCUUUAGAUGUUCCAUCAAUAUCGCAGCAAGCUGAAAUCGCUAAGAAGGCUUUACAAGAGAAUGUGAUUCGGCUUAAGGAAUCUCAUGCCCGAACCAUUUCAUCAUUAACAAAGGCUGAUGAGAAUUUGUCAGCCUCACUUUUCAAUAUCACUGCUCUUGAAAAGUCUCUGUCUGCUGCUGGUGAGAAGUUCAUCUUUAUGCAAAAGCUUCGUGAUUUUGUUUCUGUUAUAUGUGAAUUUUUGCAGCAUAAAGCUCCGCUUAUAGAGGAACUUGAAGAGCACAUGCAAAAACUUAAUGAAGAACGUGCAUUGGCUGUCCUUGAAAGAAGAACAGCAGAUAAUGAUGAUGAAGUUGUGGAGGUUGAAGCAGCUGUGAAAGCAGCAAUGUUGGUUUUCAGUGAACGUGGAAGCAGUGCCGCAAUGAUUGAAGUUGCCACAAAUGCAGCCCAGGCUGCAUCUGCUGCCAUUAGAGAACAAGCGAACUUGUCGGUAAAGUUAGAUGAAUUUGGUAGAGAUGUGAACCGGCAGAAACGUUUGGAUAUAGAACGAAGGGCUGAGGCUCGUCAUCACAGGAAAGCUCGAUUUGAUUCUAAGAGAUUAUCAUCCAUGGAUAGCGACAGUUCCUAUCAGAAAAUAGAAGGUGAAUCAAGCACUGAUGAGAGUGAUAGUGAGAGUACAGCAUAUCAGUCAAACCGCGACCAGUUGCUUCAAACAGCGGAUCAAGUUUUCAGUGAUGCAUCUGAGGAAUAUUCCCAACUUUCUGCUGUUAAACAGAAGUUUGAAAAAUUGAAGAAAGAUUAUUCUUCGAGCUACCGUGAUGCUUAUAUGUCAUUAAGUAUUCCUGCUAUCUUCUCUCCAUAUGUAAGACUUGAGCUUCUCAAGUGGGAUCCACUCCACCGUGAUGAAGACUUUUCUGAUAUGAAAUGGCAUAAUUUGCUAUUCAAUUAUGGUUUUCCUGAAGAUGGAAAUUUUGCAUCCGAUGAUGCUGAUGCUAACCUUGUUCCUGCACUAGUGGAAAAGAUUGCACUUCCAGUUUUGCAUCAUGAAAUUUCCCAUUGCUGGGACAUGCUUAGCUCACAAGAAACAAAGAACGCUGUUUCUGCCACAAGUUUGAUUAUAGAUUAUGUUCCUGCUUCAAGUGAGGCAUUGGCAGAAUUAUUAGUUACUAUCCGCACUCGUCUGAGAGAGGCUGUUACUGAUAUUAUGGUUCCAACAUGGAGCCCGCUUGUGAUGAAGGCUGUGCCAAAUGCUGCACGAGUUGCUGCAUAUCGGUUUGGGAUGUCUGUUCGGUUGAUGAGAAAUAUCUGCUUGUGGAAGGAUAUCCUGGCAUUGCCAGUUUUAGAGAAGCUUGCCCUCGACGAGCUUUUGUGUGGAAAAAUUUUACCUCAUAUUCGAUGCAUUGCUUCAGAUGUUCAUGAUGCUGUCACAAGAACAGAACGUAUUGUAGCUUCUUUGUCUGGGUUGUGGACAGGCACAAAUGUCUCACGAGAUUCCAGUGUCAAGUUGCAACCACUGGUGGAUUGUGUGUUGUCAUUAGGAAAAGCAUUGGAGAGAAGGCAUGCAUCAGGUGUGAGUGAAGGUGAGGCGGGUGGACUAGCUCGUCGGUUGAAGAAAAUAUUGGUUGAGCUAAAUGAAUACGACAAUGCAAGGGAUAUAGCAAGGAGGUUCCAUCUCAAGGAAGCAUUAUGAGCCAUGCCUGUCUAGGAUAAGAUAU